Messenger RNA from Salvia splendens (bonfire salvia), 736 nucleotides. Its product is annotated as cytochrome B5-like protein. Gene Ontology annotation, molecular function: heme binding. The transcript has 6 exons. NCBI's taxonomy places the organism in Eukaryota, Viridiplantae, Streptophyta, Magnoliopsida, Lamiales, Lamiaceae. Bases 162 to 515 code for a protein of 117 amino acids. Gene Ontology annotation, cellular component: intracellular membrane-bounded organelle; membrane. The record is from RefSeq and is a predicted model, not a curated record.
AUCGAAGUUUAACUUCAGCAGCAGCGAGACUAACCCAAAAUAGUGUUAAUAAUUCUAACAUUUUAGCACACUUGAAAAAGAGGUGGUGUUCUCCGCCGGCGAAGUCUCACUCCUCUUUCAGCGCCGCCGCCGCAGUUUGUUCAAUCUAAGAUAAACUAACAAUGGAUCUAUUAUUGCUGACACUGUUUCUUGGAUUUGUAUCGGGGAUGCUCAUUCUCAUCCCUCGACUUCGUAAAUCUGAUACUGGAAAAGUGGCGCAGCAAAAGUUUGCUUCUCAGGCGUCCAAAGAAUACACCAAAGCCGAUGUUUCAUCACACAAUAAGAGGACUGACUGUUGGAUCAUCAUAAAAGAUAAGGUCUAUGAUGUUACCUCCUAUGUAGAGGAGCACCCUGGUGGUGAUGCUAUCCUUGUACAUGCUGGUGAUGAUUCAACUGAAGGCUUCUUUGGGCCACAACAUGCUACACGUGUCUUUGACAUGAUUGAGGACUUCCACAUUGGUAAUCUAGUAAAGUAAUUAUUUGGACAUUGGCUCAAUUGGUCAGUUUUAAAUCAUGUAAUUUUGGAGCUCAACCGUAUUAUGUUUUAAACAUUGCAGUGCAUUCAACUUAAUUCCUCGUUUCUUUUUUGUUAAUCAAGCUUGUGAUCCCUUUUGUUCUUCUAGUUUGAUCACUGAUUUUAUUUCUUCCAGUAGUAUCAGACUAGGGAAAAUGCAAACUUGUUAUAACAGAUUUCUUA